Molecule: messenger RNA, 1930 nt
Organism: Umbelopsis ramanniana AG
Lineage: Eukaryota; Fungi; Mucoromycota; Umbelopsidomycetes; Umbelopsidales; Umbelopsidaceae
Exons: 1
Coding region: 339-1685 (448 amino acids)
Biological process (GO): SCF-dependent proteasomal ubiquitin-dependent protein catabolic process
Cellular component (GO): SCF ubiquitin ligase complex
Molecular function (GO): protein binding
Source: RefSeq, a predicted model, not a curated record
CCUGAUUAGAGGUAUAGACUGUCAUGAGAAGCCGCAUGCUAAUUUCAUACUGCAAUAUUACAGACAUGGAAGUCUAUAUUUCACUGUGUCUGAUCAUAGGCGUUGGGCUGUGGAUGAAACGGUAUGAAGUCAUUUGCUUGCAACAAUCUUAUCAGUGUCCCAAACUGGACUUUCGCUCUGAAUUUUGUGUUUUGUGGGGAAUUCGACGAGGCAAGCCCACAUGACCAGUCUUAGGCAGCCUUUACCCGCAUCCAAAAUUUUGUAAUCAUUCACACGGAGAGCUCUAUCACAGGGACCCCGCACAGUUUUCUUCACUUUGAUUACGCCGUCUUUUGCUUAUGCUAUGCCUGUGGGAAAAAAUGACAGGAAUAAAAAGAGAGCACCCGCCGUGCGACUGCGAUGUGAGGAAACGACGUUGUACCAUGGCUUCAACACUUUCACUCCCCCCAGAAGUACUUCAUGUUGUAUUCGAUAAACUGUUCACCGAUGACUUGGACUACUUUGCGAACAUAAUAUCAUGUUCACUGGUUUCUCAUAUAUGGAACGAUGUCGCAACUUAUCUUCUGUCUCAGUCACUAAGUACCGUCAAGCUGCGCGGUGGUCAGGUUGAUGGCUUGUUCCGACUAUCCAACCUGCUAGAGACUAUUUCUUCGAGUCAGAUAAGAUCUCCAUACUCACCGGAUGCGAUAAAGACGAUCAACCUCGACAUGUCAUAUUUAUUCAAUGAAGACGGGUCGUACAACGAAGAGGCACAUGUAGUACUGAUUCACUUAAUUGAAGUACUAUGCACAAGAACAACAGGACUAGAGCUUUCCUUCAAUCAUCCUAUUGCCUUACUGAACUGGCAAGAGAGCCGGUUGAAGGAUUUUUAUAAGUCGCUACAGACAGCAACUCGACUUACGAAGUCAGUAGACAGACUGGCAUUACAGGGAUUCCCAAAGAAAGAUACCACCUUUGUUGUUUGCAACUACGGCCUCUCAGACCUAUUCCCAACGUUCUCUCCUAACUUACGUAGCUUGGAAUUCGCUAGCUUCCCACUGCGCUACGCUAUAUACCUAUUACUUCAAUCAUGCAACGAGCUUGAGAACGUCAGCUUUAAAGAUUUCCGCAAUAUUUGGGAAGACGGGUUGAUGGAGGCUAUAAGGCACUGGUCGAAGCUGCGUAGCUUCAGGAUGACAGGUUGUGUCCAUAUAACGCCAAUAAUUUUACGGACCCUCGCAAACCACUGUCCAAACCUGGAAGUUUUGGUAGCCCCGCGUAACGUUCGUUAUUCAAAAACCUGCCCAGACAUUAAUUUGCCCAUCACGGCCAUCAUACGGAGUUGCAGAAAUCUCUCAAAGUUGGAUCUUAGCGACUAUGUUACAGUCAACGAUAACCUAUUAAAAGUCAUCGUCCAGGGAGCGCCUCAGUUGAAGUAUCUCAAGCUUCAAAACUGCGACCAAAUAACUGGAUCUGAAUUUACUACAUGGUGGAAGGAUGAGUCGCUGCAAAGUCUAGAAAUCUUGGAUGUGUCAGGAUGCAUUAAUCUUGACCAACGUUUCUUGGAUCACGUAUGGGCAAAUUGCAAACGCGUGAAAAAGCUGAUCACCGCCGCUGGGAAACCUGCUCUGUCAGUUAAACCCCGUGGCGAUAGAUGUAUACCCGUUCAAGCUCUCGUUCCGGCCGUAACUGUCGGUGUUUGUUGAUACAGUUACCAGAAAGUUGUUCAGAUCGGUCAAACGACUUUUAGAAAUUAGCUGGUGAAGCAGAACACAUAUAAUUUCAUGUGAGAUUGGUACUUGUUAUUAAAGCUUGCUUGUCAUAAUGUUUGGAGAUAUAGCUAUCGUCUCUGUAUAGAACUUUUUCAUAUUAUAUCAUAAGUACAAAUCUUGCCUAAAUGAAAUAAAUGUCAGUUGUACAGCGAGAUCACUUUGUGAUCGCUGACACCAAA